Molecule: messenger RNA, 1779 nt
Organism: Spea bombifrons (plains spadefoot toad)
Lineage: Eukaryota; Metazoa; Chordata; Amphibia; Anura; Pelobatidae
Gene: RBMS1
Product: RNA binding motif single stranded interacting protein 1
Exons: 14
Coding region: 269-1474 (401 amino acids)
Cellular component (GO): cytosol; ribonucleoprotein complex; nucleus
Molecular function (GO): poly(U) RNA binding; mRNA 3'-UTR binding; poly(A) binding
Source: RefSeq, a predicted model, not a curated record
UUCGCUUUGAUGGAAGGGUCGGCCAAUUGAGCUGAGAGCCAGGGGUAAGGGAAAAAAUAGGGGCUUCCAUUAGUCACCCCGCCGAGCCGUGGACAUUGUAUACCGGGGAGAUCUGGGUGGUGGCCGCCGUAUACCCGAACACAGGAGCUCCGCACUCGCUGCCCGCAGCCGCCCGCACUUGGGAAACUUAGAUACAAAGUUGCCUUUAUUCUAUCCGGUGGAUACACACGGACACGGGGACGCUUCUCCUUCCAAGCACGGAUCGGGAAUGAUUUUUCCAAGCAGCAGUAACCCUGUGAGAACCCCGUAUCGGAAGCAGCAACCCAUUGUGCCUGCCCACCCUAUGGCGCCUCCCAGUCCCAGUACAACUGGCAGCAACAAUAACAGUAGCAGCAGCAGCAGCAGUUCAGGAUGGGAUCAGCUAAGCAAAACAAACCUCUAUAUCCGAGGACUGCUUCCAAACACCACAGACCAGGACCUAGUGAAGCUGUGUCAACCGUAUGGCAAAAUCGUCUCCACAAAAGCUAUUUUGGAUAAGACAACAAACAAAUGCAAAGGUUAUGGAUUUGUAGACUUUGACAGCCCCGCAGCUGCUCAGAAAGCGGUCUCUGCUUUGAAGGCUACUGGAGUCCAAGCGCAGAUGGCAAAGCAACAAGAACAAGAUCCAACCAACCUAUAUAUCUCCAACUUGCCGCUGUCCAUGGACGAACAGGAGCUGGAGGCCAUGCUGAAACCCUUUGGACAGGUGAUCUCUACCAGGAUUCUCCGUGAUUCUAGUGGAACCAGCCGUGGUGUUGGGUUUGCCAGGAUGGAAUCCACAGAGAAAUGUGAAGCCGUGAUUACUCAUUUUAAUGGAAAAUUCAUUAAGCCGCUACCCGGAGUGUCUGCUCCCACAGAGCCCCUGCUGUGCAAGUUUGCGGAUGGGGGACAAAAGAAGAGGCAGAAUCAGAACAAAUACGUCCAGAAUGGAAGAGCCUGGCCUAGAGAGGGCGAGGUGAGACUUGCCGGAAUGACGCUCACUUACGACCCCACCGCUGCUAUUCAAAAUGGGUAUGUCAGAAGAUUUUACCCGUCACCAUACAGCAUCGCCACCAACAGGAUGAUCACCCAAACGUCCAUCACACCCUAUAUUGCAUCUCCUGUCUCAACGUACCCGGUGCAGAGUCCCUCAUGGAUGCAGCCUCAGCCCUACAUCAUGCAGCAUGCUGGUGCCGUUUUAACUCCAUCCAUGGAUCACACUAUGUCUCUUCAGCCAGCGUCCAUGAUGAGCCCUUUGACACAGCAGAUGAGUCACCUGUCAUUAAGUAGCAGCGGAACAUAUAUGCCCGCUACGACAGCUAUGCAAGGAGCCUACAUACCCCAGUACACGCAUGUUCAGACAGCUGCUGUUUCCGUGGAGGAACCUAGUGGUCAACAAGUGGCAGUGGAGACAUCUAGUGACCAUUCCCCGUACACUUACCAACAAAACAAGUAAUUUUAGGUUGUGUGAUGACUGACUAGGGGGAAAAAAGGUUCAGAGGCUGAAACAAUCAUGGAAUUUUCUGAACAAUCGUGCUUUAUGAAUUGACAGUUUUGCACAGGUUCUUCGAAAAAACAAAAAAAAAAAACAUUAUUUAUAAUGAAAUCAACUCAAACUAUUUUUGCUAUAAGUUCUUUGAGGUGCAUAAAAAAAAAAAUCCUUCAAUUCAUCUAGUGGCUGUUCCCCUGAAGUUUAUUUUAUUACGAGAUUUUUUAUCAAGUUCUAACACAAAAUUAAAAAAAAAAAAAAUAAUAAAAAAA